Messenger RNA from Triticum dicoccoides, 1566 nucleotides. RefSeq names its product L-type lectin-domain containing receptor kinase IX.1-like. The transcript has 2 exons. The record is from RefSeq and is a predicted model, not a curated record. Lineage: Eukaryota; Viridiplantae; Streptophyta; Magnoliopsida; Poales; Poaceae. Gene Ontology annotation, biological process: protein phosphorylation. The annotation marks the transcript as partial. Gene Ontology annotation, molecular function: protein kinase activity; carbohydrate binding; ATP binding.
AAUGACAGCAACAAUUUAAACGCCACCGGCGAUGACCGUGUAGUCGCGGUGGAGUUCGACACCUACCUCAGCUCCUCCAUAGACCACAGCAACAACCACGUCGGCAUAGACGUCAACUCCAUCAACUCCAAAGCCUACAAAAACGUGAGCACGCGCCUGGGCUCCAACAACGCAGUUGUGACUGCCGAGGUCACCUACGACAACCGUACGGGUGUUCUAGUCGCUCGCCUCCAGAUCAGCGGCGACGGGGAGUGGUACACAGUGAACACACCGGUGGACAUCAAGAAGGAUUUGCCCCAGCAGGUUGCGGUCGGCUUCUCUGGAGCAAGUGGUGUGUGCAUCGACCUACAUCAGGUGUUGUCUUGGUCGUUUAGCUCCACUCUAGUAGACGCCACUGUACAAGCUACCAAUUCACGCCGGCUACGACAGCUAGUGCCCGUGCUGGUGCCUUCCGUGGUAGUAGCUUUUCUUGCUUUGCUCUGCACCGUCGCCAUCCUAGUCUAUCGGCGAGGCAAAUGGAAUUCUGACGGCGGCGAAGAACAUGAUCAAGCUGAGUUUGAGAGAGGAGUGGGCCCUAGGCGAUACUCCUACCGUGAGCUUGCCGCUGCCACCAAGGGCUUUGCAGAGGAGGAGAAACUCGGGCAUGGGGGCUUCGGCAAUGUCUAUCAGGGCAGCCUGAGCGACCAAGACGGUCCGGUGGCCAUCAAGAUGCUCUCCGCAGAAUCAUCUGCACAAGGGAGGAAAGAGUUCGAGUCGGAAGUGAAGAUCAUAAGCCGGCUGAGGCACCGGAACCUUGUGCACUUGUUAGGUUGGUCAGAUAGCCCCAAAGGGCUCUUGCUCGUCUACCAACUCGUGCCCGAAGGCAGCCUUGACCGACAUAUACACACCAGCUGUCUCACUUGGGCACAAAGAUACAAAAUUAUCAUUGGCCUGGGAUCUGCACUACGCUAUCUUCACAUGGAGUGGGAUCAAUGCGUGCUGCACGGCGACAUCAAACCCAGCAACAUCCUCCUCGACUCAUCGUGCAACACAAAGUUGGGGGAUUUCGGGCUGGCGAGGCUUGUGGACCAUGGAGCCGGGCCACGGACCACCCAGGUUGUCAUGGGCACCGCAGGGUACAUAGACCCGGAGUUCAUCCGCACACGCCGGCCAACCACAGAAUCUGACAUCUAUAGCUUCGGCAUGGUUCUGCUGGAGGUCGUGUCCAGCAGGCGGCCGGACAUGGACAUCGACACGGAGCAACCAGCUGCAGCAGUUGACAAAGUGGCCAUCCCGCUUCUCAAGUGGGUUUGGGACCUGUAUGAGAAGAGUGCCAUCGUCGAGGCAGUGGACAGAAGACUAAAGGGAGACGAGCAGCUCAGCGACGGCCAUGAUGGUAAGUGGCAGGUGCACCGCGCGCUGGUUGUCGGGCUGUGGUGCACGCACCCUGACCCGAGCGUGCGGCCAUCCGUCGUGCAGUUCAUGAACGUCUUGCAGUUGAAGGAAGUCACACUGCCGAUCCUGUCACGGCCGGGGCCAUCGUUCUAUAUUUUCCAUGGGUCACAUGGCUACAAUGCAUCGUCGUCC